Acaulospora colombiana is the source of this 1110-nucleotide messenger RNA. The record is from the annotation of a GenBank genome assembly. Lineage: Eukaryota; Fungi; Glomeromycota; Glomeromycetes; Diversisporales; Acaulosporaceae.
AUGAAUAUUCAACUCCUCGAUUCAGAUCAUGUCAUAGACUUCAGGCGAUAUUAUCUAUAUGGGUUUCUCCUCAACCUUGUACCAGUGUAUCUCUUCUAUCCCGUAAGAACGGCAAAAACUAUUCAACAAUCGAAUAUCGGAACCUCAUCAACAACCUUCCUUGGAAAAGUUUUUGCUGAAAGGGUAAAAUCAGAAGGGUUUCGCGGUUUAUACAAAGGUGUUGGUGUUUAUGCAAUUGGUAGUAUCGGUGGACGUUUGGUUCACUUUUCUACGUAUGAUGCGUUACGAGACCGAGUGUAUAAGGGUCGUGGCAACACCGUAGGACUUGGAUGGUUGGAGGGUUCUAGCCCAACUACGAUCAAUGCUUUCAUUGGAACAUUCAGCGCUCUGACUACAUCUAGCUUCAUGGUUCCCUUCGAUGUGGUCUCACAGCAUCUCCAAGUUUCAAAACCACCGUCUCCUAACACAAACAACGUUACAUCUCUGAACAACAACAAUUCGUCUACAUCUUCAGCAGUACCAAAACGUGCAAUCUCUACUACCACAUCACAAAUUCAACAUUCAUUCACUCCUCAUAAUAUAAAAUCAUUGAAUAGCAUUAAUAAUAACUCUGUAUUAUCCUCAAUUUCGUCGACCAAAAAUCUCAUUCUGAACCUGAAGCCAAAGGAUGUUCCGCUUCACCAUUUUCUCUAUCGCGGCUGGUCCGCCAGUCUACUCAACACGAUGUCAUUCUAUCCCGCAUACUUUUUCACUUAUUCAUAUACCUUAGAACAAAUACAUCGAAAUAAGCAUCAUCUUUCCUUCUUGCAUUCAUCUCAUUUCCUUCUCUCGGUGUCAGGAGGUGUAGCUGCUGGAAUUAUUGCGACUUUAACAUCCGCUCCAUUUGAUGUAGUGAAAACCAGAAUACAGAUUGCACGUAAGGCUGGCCAUGGUGACUUAAAAUGGUGGAAUAUGGCUUCCAGUAUUGUGAAAACCGAAGGUUUUAAAGGCUUGUUCGUGGGAACGUCAGCCAGGAUGUGGAUAAUUGUUCCUUUGGGUAGUUUGAAUUUCUGGGUAUUCGAAAAAGUUAGGCAGUGGAGUAUCGUAAAGUUAAAUAGUGAGGAAACAUAG